CCUGGCCGCGGGGGCGGCGCGCUCGGUGUACGCGUCCGGGGCCCCGCGGGGCCGGGCCCGGCGUCGGCAUGAAUCGCUGCUGGGCGCUCUUCCUGUCUCUCUUCUGCUACCUGCGUCUGGUCAGCGCCGAGGGGGACCCCAUUCCUGAGGAGCUUUAUGAGAUGCUGAGCGACCACUCCAUCCGUUCCUUCGACGACCUCCAGCGGCUGCUACAUGGAGACUCCGUAGAUGAAGAUGGGACUGAGUUGGACUUGAACUUGACCAGGUCACACUCGGUAGGGGAACCUGAAAGCUCAUCUCGAGGGAGGAGAAGCCUGGGUUCCCUGACGGCAGCCGAGCCUGCCAUGAUCGCCGAGUGCAAGACGCGCACCGAGGUGUUCGAGAUCUCGCGGCGCCUCAUCGACCACGCCAAUGCCAACUUCCUGGUGUGGCCGCCCUGCGUGGAGGUGCAGCGCUGCUCCGGCUGCUGCAACAACCGCAACGUGCAGUGCCGCCCCACGCAGGUGCAGCUGCGGCCCGUGCAGGUGAGAAAGAUCCAGAUUGUGCGGAAGAAGCCGACCUUUCAGAAGGCCACAGUGACCCUGGAGGACCACCUGGCGUGCAAGUGUGAGAUGGUGGCACCUGUGCGGCCUGUGACCCGAAACCCUGGAGGAGCCCAGGAGCCACGAGCUAAGACGCCUCAAACUCGGGUGACCAUUCGGACAGUGCGGGUCCGCCGCCCCCCCAAAGGGAAGCACCGGAAGUUCAAGCACACGCACGACAAGACGGCACUGAAGGAGACCCUGGGGGCCUAGGGGCACCAGCCGGAGAGUGUGGGCAGGGUUAUUUAAUAGGGUAUUUGCUGUAUCGCCCCCAUGGGGUCCUAGGAGUGAUAAUGUUGUCCCCUCGUCCGUCUGUCUCGAUGCCUGAUUCGGACGGCCAAUGGUGCUCCCCCCCACCCCACGUGUCCGUCCAUCCGUCCAUCCACCAGCGGCUCCAGAAGGAAUCACAAGGACUGAACCCCCUCACUUCGUCCUCCCCUGACUCCAGGAACCUGGACAAGAGUGCAAGAAACUGAUGGGGUCCGGGGCUUCCCGCCUUGCCCCCCCCACCCCCGCUUUGUCCGGCCUCGCCACACCCCAGCAGGGGGUCCCUGGAUGGCCCAGGAGACCCCCCCCACAGCACUGAGGCCCCAUCUCCAGGCAGGUUGGGGCACCUUGUCCCCCACAUGAGGAGCACAGACUGGGGACCCCCCCCCCACCAUGCCCAGGUCCCCCGCUUUUCUCCCUGUAACCUCUCUUCACAUUUUCAUGGUGUACGUAUGGCAUCUCCAGAGGCGUGGACUCCCCCCCGGGCGGGGCGGGGGGCCGAGGGGCCCCUCCCGAGAGGUGGGGCUCGGUCCUGAGGUGACCCUCGCCCCCUGCCUCCUCCUCCUCUACCUCCGCUCGGCUCUUCCUCUAUUCCCGGCUCUUCCGUCCGCUCCGCGAUGAGGCACUCGGGGGCCCCCCUGUUCCCAUCACCCCCAUCGCUCUUGGGGAAGGGCAGAAGAUCUGUCCGUCGCCUCUCACCCCGGCCCAGGCCGCCCCGGGUGGCUCUUGGGGGCGCGCACUGCGCAGGGGCGCUGCCGGUACACCCCAGGCAGGGCCCCCGUGUUCCCCGUCUGUUGGUUUGGGUGGCUUCCGGCAGGGGUGGCGGGUCCCACAAAGGCUCGCGGCUUGGCAGUGCCCGGCCCCAGCCCGUGGCUUGGAGGGGGAGGACCGGAGUCCCGCGGCAGGCAGGAAGCCUGGAGGUCCCCCCAGGGACCCUUCCUCCCAUCAUGGGGUCUACCUGGGGUCCCCCCCCUCUCAGGAGGCCAGCUGGAUCCCGGGAGAGAAGGGAGAGGAUGGGGGUGGAGUCCCAUCUCAGUCCCCAGCUUCCCCCCCACCCCACUUCCCACUUGCACUUUCCCCGCCCCCCCCCCCCCGCUUCCUUCAGUUUGUAAAGUCGGUGAUUAUAUUUUGGGGGGGCUUUCCUUUUAUUUUUUAAAUGUAAAAUUUAUUUAUAUUCCGUAUUUAAAGUUGUAAAAAAAAAUAACCUCAAAACAAAAACCACAUGAGUUUGCCGGGGAGUCUGUGUUGGCA
Perognathus longimembris pacificus (Pacific pocket mouse) is the source of this 2099-nucleotide messenger RNA. RefSeq names its product platelet derived growth factor subunit B (gene Pdgfb). NCBI's taxonomy places the organism in Eukaryota, Metazoa, Chordata, Mammalia, Rodentia, Heteromyidae. Gene Ontology annotation, cellular component: membrane. Gene Ontology annotation, molecular function: platelet-derived growth factor receptor binding; growth factor activity. Bases 69 to 794 code for a protein of 241 amino acids. The transcript has 7 exons. The record is from RefSeq and is a predicted model, not a curated record. Gene Ontology annotation, biological process: positive regulation of cell migration; positive regulation of protein autophosphorylation; platelet-derived growth factor receptor signaling pathway.